CUGCGUGGUUAGUGCCUGCGGGCUCUGGCAGCGGUAGCAUCAGUGGUCGCUGACUGGGAAGGCUGCCAGUGACUAUGCAGCGUUCUGUGUCACUGUGACCGGCACUUGCCCUGGCAGUCAUGGGGUGGACGACCAGAAACCAAAAAAUGGACCCCAUGACCUUUGAGGAUGUGGCUGUGAACUUCACCCCAGAGGAGUGGGCUUUACUGAAUCCUUUGCAGAAGAAACUCUACAGAGAUGUGAUGCAGGAAACCUUGAGGAACCUGGCCUCAAUAGGGAAAAAAUGGGACAGUCAUAACAUUGAAGAUUGGUACAAAACCCAAAGGAGAAAACUAAGAAGUCAUAUGGUAGAAAAACUCUGUGAAAGCAAAGAAGGUAGUCAAGAUGGAGAAACUGUCAGCCAGAUUCCAAAUCUUAACCUGGACCAGAAAACUUCUUCUGGAGUAAAACCAUGUGAAUGUUAUGUGUGUGGGAAAGUCUUCAUGCGUCAUUCAUUCCUUAAUAGACACAUCAGAUCUCACAGUGGACGCAAACCCUAUGAGUAUCGUGAAUAUGAGGAGAAGCCAUAUAAAUGCAUGGAAUGUGGGAAAGCCUUCAGUUACCGCAAAUCUGUUCACAGACAUGAAAGGACUCACACUGGAGAGAAACCAUACGAAUGUAAAGAAUGUGGGAAAGCCUUCACAUGGCUCACAACCUUUCGGAGACACAUGAUAACACACACUGGAGAAGGACCCUAUAAAUGUAAGGAAUGUGGGAAAGCCUUUAGUUGUUCCACUUCAUUUCGAGCACAUGAAAGAACUCACACUGGAGAGAAACCCUUCGUAUGUAGACAGUGUGGUAAAUCCCUCAGAUCUCCUCUAGGUUUGCGAAUACACGAAAGAAAUCACUCUGGAGAAAAACCCUAUGAGUGUAAGCAGUGUGGUAAAGCCCUCAGUUGUCCCAGUUCCUUUCGAAGACAUGAAAGGAUUCACAAUGCAGAGAAACAAUAUGAAUGUAAACAGUGUGAGAAAACUUUCAGUUCUCCUCUAGGUUUGCGAAUACAUGAAAGAAUUCACACUGGAGAGAAACCUUACGAAUGUAAGGAAUGUGGGAAAGCCUUCAUUUCUCUUUCAAGCAUUCGUACACACAUGAUAACACACACCGGAGACGGACCUUAUAAAUGCAAGGAAUGUGGGAAAGCCUUCAUUUGUCCCAGUUCAUUUCGAUCCCAUGAAAGGACUCACACUGGAGAGAAGCCAUAUGAAUGUAAACAGUGUGGUAAAACUUUCAGUUGGCCCAGUUCCUUUCGAAUACAUGAAAGAACUCAUACUGGAGAGAAACCCUAUGAAUGUACAGAAUGUGGGAAAACCUUCAUUUAUCGCACAACUUUUCAAGGACACAUGAGAAAGCACACUGGAGAGAAACCCUAUAAAUGUAAAGAAUGUGGGAAAGCCUUCAUUUCUCCCUCAAGUGUUCGAACACACAUGAUAAUGCACACUGGAGAUGGACCUUAUAAGUGUAAGGAAUGUGGGAAAGCAUUCAGUUUUCCCAGUUCAUUUCGAAUACAUCAAAGAACUCACACAGGAGAGAAACCCUAUGAAUGUAAACAGUGUGGCAGAGCCUUCAGUUGUUACACAUCCUUUCGAACACAUGAAAAAACUCACACUGGAGAGAAACCUUAUGAAUGCACAGAAUGUGGGAAAGCCUUCGUCUAUCGCACUACUUUUCGAGGGCACAUGAGAAUGCACAGUGGAGAGAAACCAUACAAAUGUAAACAAUGUGGGAAAGCCUUCAGUCGGCCCAAUUCCUUUCGAAGACAUGAAAGAUCUCAUACUUAAUAGAAACCUCUUGAAUGUAAGCAACAUGGGGAAAACCUCAGUUGGCCUUUAUUCUUACAUGUGAAAACUCUCACUGGAGAGAGACCCUAUAUAUGUAAGAAAUCUGAGAAUGCCUGUUACAAAUUAAUCCAUGUAUAAUGUUCCAGAAAAAAAAAACACAUGAAAGAAUAAUACCUAGAGUUAUAUUGUCUUUAUCAUUGCCUCCUUCUUAAAGUGUAUCUCUCAACUGGAUAUUUAAUACUUUCAAAAAUGAACACUGAAGUGAAAUAAUUUUGUAAGUAUUCUCUAAGCAAUACUACAUAAGAUUAAGAAG
Molecule: messenger RNA, 2130 nt
Organism: Hippopotamus amphibius kiboko
Lineage: Eukaryota; Metazoa; Chordata; Mammalia; Artiodactyla; Hippopotamidae
Product: zinc finger protein 709-like
Exons: 4
Coding region: 120-1817 (565 amino acids)
Biological process (GO): regulation of DNA-templated transcription
Source: RefSeq, a predicted model, not a curated record